GACAUGAAGGAAGAACCAGCUGCAUAAUUGGGUUGUUGCCACAAGCCCAAGGCCCUGGGAGGUACAGAGGGCUUCCUAUCCCCCAGCCUGGACUUCCAGCUCUUCCAAGGUGACCAGGUCUUCUCAGCCUGCAGACCACUUCCAGACACAGUGGAUGCUCAUGGCCCACCCUGUGCCAGCUGGCCGUGUCCCUUACCGCUGGCACUAGGCAGGUCUGCCCUGCUGGCCUGUCUACAGGACCUGGACCUGAACCCGUGCACCCCACAGCCAGCACCCCUGAGCACAGCCCUGCAGGGCCUCCAAGAGGACGCCUUGAGCAUGAAACACCAGCCACCAGGGCUGCAUACCAGAUCCACCGAUGAUAAGAAACUCACUGUCAAGCACCCAUGGAAUAAGGACAAGAUGGGAAAACAGCCAGAAAGAGCUGGCGAGGGGGACCCCUGCCAAGCCUUCUUGCCUCAUGACAGCUCUUCCCCACCACCACUGCAGAAUAAAAAGAGCUCCAGACCCUUGGCUUUCUGCCCCUGCUCCCCUGCCACCUCCAUCUCCAGGGAGCUCCCAUUCUGCCUCCAAACCUUCUACUCUCCAUACCCACUUCUCCUGCCUCCACCCUACCUGGUCACUUAUGGAGCCCUACCUUCUGACCAAUGUCCCCACCUCCUCAUGCUGCCCCAAGACACCUCCUACCCCACCAUGGCUAUGCCUAGCCUGAUGAUGAUGGUCAAUGAGGCUGGGCACCACAGCGCUGUGUGGAAGACCCUGCUUUCUUACCCAGGGGCCUUCCAAGCCUCUGGCCAAGCCCUACCUUCCCAGGCCCGAAAUCAAGGCACUGGAGCUGCCCCAACCGACUCCCCAGGCCUGAAGCGUGGUGGCAUGGCAUCUCCAGCAAGGCAGGCCCCUGUGCGUUCCCGGACAGGUGCUGCAGCCCUGCCUUACCCGCUGAAAAAGGAGAAUGGCAAAAUCCUGUACGACUGCAACGUAUGUGGCAAGAGCUUUGGGCAGCUCUCCAAUCUCAAGGUCCACCUGCGUGUGCACAGCGGGGAGCGCCCAUUCCAGUGUGCCUUAUGCCAGAAGAGCUUCACCCAGCUUGCCCACCUGCAGAAGCACCACCUGGUGCACACUGGGGAGCGGCCCCACAAGUGCCCGGUGUGCCACAAGUGCUUCAGCAGCUCCAGCAACCUCAAGACCCACCUGCGCCUGCACUCGGGGGCCCGGCCCUUCCAAUGCAGGAUCUGCUGGAGUCGCUUCACUCAGCACAUCCACCUGAAGCUGCACAAUCGGCUGCAUGCCCCACAGCCCUGUGGCCUGGUGCAUACUCAGCUGCCUCUGGCCCCUCCGGCCUGCCUUUCCCAGUGGCGCCAGGGGGCACUAGAUCUUUUGGCGGUGGCAUCAGAGAAACACAUGGGCUGUGACAUAGAGGAGGUCAAGGUGUCCUUGACAUCCCAGGGGAAAGCAAGAGCAGUGAGCCCCCUGAGCAGUGCCAGGACUCCCCUGGGGAGGGGGCAGGAGCAGAACAAUUAAAAACAUUUCUUCU
Messenger RNA from Saimiri boliviensis boliviensis (Bolivian squirrel monkey), 1534 nucleotides. It is a transcript of the gene ZNF683, whose product is annotated as zinc finger protein 683. Gene Ontology annotation, cellular component: nucleus; cytoplasm. The record is from RefSeq and is a predicted model, not a curated record. Lineage: Eukaryota; Metazoa; Chordata; Mammalia; Primates; Cebidae. Gene Ontology annotation, biological process: cell fate commitment; regulation of transcription by RNA polymerase II. Gene Ontology annotation, molecular function: DNA-binding transcription factor activity; RNA polymerase II cis-regulatory region sequence-specific DNA binding.